Messenger RNA from Elaeis guineensis (African oil palm), 1545 nucleotides. NCBI's taxonomy places the organism in Eukaryota, Viridiplantae, Streptophyta, Magnoliopsida, Arecales, Arecaceae. The record is from RefSeq and is a predicted model, not a curated record.
AUGGCGUCCUGGGCGUUUCCCUUUAUAUUUGUUACUAAGACUCUCUUUCUUCUUACAGUGGAUGUCCUACUUUACUCUCCAAACCGACCAGUUGUCGAUUUCUCAGCAACCCUUUUGUGGUUAAUGGCUGUUUUUACCAUUGUCAUUGCUUCGAUCUGGCCCGAAUAUAUUGCAUGUGAGCAGGUUGACGAGCGUUAUAAUCAAUUGACACCGAAGGAUCAGCCUAACACUGGAAUGAACGACAGGGAAGACCCUGAGAAGGAAGUCUUAGAAAUUAAUGCAAAAGGAGCUAUAAUUUUUGUUGUAGCAGCAUCAGCUUUUCUUUUACUUCUUUUCUAUUUUAUGUCAUCUUGGUUUGUGUGGCUGCUGAUUGUGUUGUUCUGCAUUGGUGGUACUGAGGGAAUGCAUGUUUGCUUGGUGACACUUAUUUCAAGAUUAUCCAAACAUUGUGGGCAGAAGACUUUAUAUCUUCCAAUUUUUGGUGAAGUCUUGGUUAUAUCUGUUGUGGUUUUGCCAUUCUGUGCAGCCUUUGCAAUUCUAUGGGCUGCAAAUCAGCAUGCUUCAUAUGCUUGGAUUUGUCAAGAUAUUCUUGGUAUCUGUUUGAUGAUUACUGUACUGCAGAUGGCUCGAUUGCCAAAUAUCAAGGUUGCAUCGGCUCUUCUUAGCUGUGCAUUUGUAUAUGAUAUAUUCUGGGUGUUUAUAUCACCUCUAAUAUUCCAUGAAAGUGUUAUGAUUGCAGUUGCUCGUGGUGACAACAGUGGGGGAGAAUCAAUUCCAAUGCUUUUGAGAAUGCCUCGUUUCUUUGAUCCUUGGGGUGGCUAUGAUAUGAUUGGCUUUGGGGACAUUCUUUUCCCUGGUUUGCUUGUUGCAUUCAGUUACAGGUAUGAUAGAGCUAACAAGAAGGGCACCUUGAAUGGCUAUUUUCUUUGGUUGACACUUGGAUAUGCAUUUGGUCUCUUUCUCACUUAUCUUGCUUUAUAUCUGAUGGAUGGACACGGACAACCUGCCCUUCUAUACCUGGUUCCAUGUACUUUGGGUCUUAUUGUCAUAUUGGGUUGGGUGAGAGGAGAAUUGAAUGAUUUAUGGAAUUAUGGAAGAAGUCGAUCAAGUAGCGGUCCUGCUUCAGAGUGAUGAGCGGACUAUCCAUGAAAUCUCAUAAGAAAUGCUGACGAGGUUCUUUUAGAUAUUCUCCCACCAUCUUCACAGGUGAUCGAUUGGAAACAUUUGAGCAGUAUAUUACAAAUCAUCAGGGUUGCCUGAGAUAAGGAAGAUGGAUAAGUAACUAAUGAAAUUGCUGGAGACAUGGGAAACAGAAGUCAUGACGCAAGCCGCAAGCCUCCCCAUCAUUGAUAACCAAAAGGGAAGACAUCACUCCUUUUAUCUAUAUGGUAACUAUUCUAUUGCUCUUAUCCAACUGCAGCUAUUGUAUUACAACUUAUUGUAAUAUUACACUACGAUUCUGUAGCGGCUUCCGGAGCCUUGUUGCGUGCAACUUUCUCAUUUGCAAUGGUAAUAUAGCCAGCAACUCUUAGAUUAUUUUCUGCA